Molecule: messenger RNA, 4869 nt
Organism: Gambusia affinis (western mosquitofish)
Lineage: Eukaryota; Metazoa; Chordata; Actinopteri; Cyprinodontiformes; Poeciliidae
Gene: zbtb26
Product: zinc finger and BTB domain containing 26
Exons: 2
Coding region: 186-1526 (446 amino acids)
Biological process (GO): regulation of transcription by RNA polymerase II
Cellular component (GO): nucleus
Molecular function (GO): RNA polymerase II cis-regulatory region sequence-specific DNA binding; DNA-binding transcription factor activity, RNA polymerase II-specific; protein binding
Source: RefSeq, a predicted model, not a curated record
AAUCCUCAAACGGGCUGACUUGGCAUUAAAAAAAUGGUCCACAGGUACUGGGCCUUUAAUUGUUUUGCAUCCGGAGCAGCUCCCUCUUUUCCACAGGCAGUCACAGGCCGGGAUCCUGCCGACAACAACCCAGCUACAUCUGGUGCGUUAUCAAGUGCGCUGCUGCGGCUGUCCAGUGGUCCACUAUGGCCCAGAACCAGGUGAUCCUGCAGUUCCGAUUCGCCACGUUCGGGGACUCCAUGCUGCAGAAGAUGAACCUUCUCCGACACCAGAGACGCUUCUGCGACGUCGUCGUCCGCAUCAACCAGCUGGAGGUCCCCGGCCACAAAGUGGUGUUUGCUGCCGGUUCAUCUUUCCUUAGGGACCAGUUCAUCCUGCAGCAGGACUCCAGGGAGGUCCAGAUCUCCAUGAUUCAGGAGGCGGAAGUGGGCCGGCAGCUGCUGCUCUCCUGCUACACCGGCCAGCUGGAGUUCCCUGAGCUGGAGCUCGUGCAUUACCUGACGGUGGCCAGCUUCCUCCAAAUGGGCCACAUUGUGGAGCAGUGCACCCAAGCCCUCAACAAGUUCAUCAAACCUCAGGCCUCACGCCAGCUGGAGGUUGAUCUGGACCUGCGGCGGGACAAGGGAGGCGAGGGUCCUUCCUCCCAGGCUCACAAGGAGCAGGAACGGUCUCAGGUGCGGACUGUACCUGAGGGAGAGGAGGAGGAUGAAGAGGAGGAGGAGGACGAUGCGGUGGUGAUGGGCCAGGUUGAGAGAGACAAUAAUGUCGAGAGCGACGAGGACGACGAGGACGACGAUGUCAUAAUCCAGCCGUCCGUGAGCCCCCUCCAGGUGUGGCGGAGGCGGCCGAGGCCCGGUUUGGUGGAUAACGACAUCACCAUAGUGAAAGUGGAGUCUGUGACCGACGUAGCGGAGAACACCAUCACCGGCCACUUCUCCGCCAGCCCCCCCGCCGCCAUGCACUCCCCGGAGCCGCAGCACUCGCUCAUCAACUCCACCGUGGACAGCCGUGGCAGCGAGAUGGUGGCGCCGCCGGGCAUGGCCGGUUACCCGCUCAGCCCGCCUCCCUCGUCCCCGCUCGCCGAGAAGCACGUCGGACACCAGCGGAGCUACGACAAGCCUCUGCAGUGGUACCACCAGUGCCCCAAGUGUGCCCGGGUCUUCCGGCAGCUGGAGAACUACGCCAACCACCUCAAGAUGCACAAGCUGUUCAUGUGCCUGCUGUGCGGGAAGACCUUCACGCAGAAGGGCAACCUGCACCGGCACAUGCGCGUCCACGCCGGCAUCAAGCCCUUCCAGUGCAAGAUCUGCGGCAAGACGUUUACCCAGAAGUGCUCGCUGCUGGAUCACCUGAACCUGCACAGCGGGGACAAGCCGCACCGCUGCAACUACUGCGAAAUGGUGUUCGCUCACAAGCCCGUGCUGCGCAAACACCUCAAACAGAUCCACGGCAAGAACAGCUUCGACAACGCAAAUGAGGGCAGCCUGCACGAGGGCGGCCUGGAGUUUGAUUUUGGACGAAUGUAAAGUUUUUUUGUUUUUCAAGUAAGGUGAUUGAGUUUUCAAAGAGCCUCACUGUGGUCAGCCUUCACAGUCGACAGCAGAAGUUUACAUACACCGCAAGAUUUCCCCCAGAUAACUUGCUAAGCCUGGUGGUUGGGAGCCAAUGGCCAGUCGUGUUUUUCAGUUAAAACACCAACAUUAACGUCUUAAAAAUGCAUACAUUAUAAAAAUACUUUAAGUAAAUAAGCAGUGCUUAAAACACUGGGGGAAACCCUGCACCGCAUAAAAAGACAAACAGUUUUUUUCUUACUGUCUGAAGUUAAAUCAGACCAAAUGUCUCUUGUUUCAGGUCAGGUAGAAUUGCCUGAAUUAUUUCUAUUAGCUAAACAAGAAAAACUUGGCAAGAAGAUUUUUUUUUCAUAACGUUUUUCAAACACAGAAGUUUAAAUACAGUUGAUCAGUAUCAGGGAUCCUUUUUUUUUUUUUAGCUGCAUGACUUAAGUCAAACCUUUUGGGUUUCCUUCUGCAGACCUCUAAUAGAUUAACUGAGCGGACACAUUUGAGUUAUUUGUAGAUACAUGCGAAUGUAUUUUAAGGCCGCAUCUGAAACCUGCUGCCUUCCUGUUUGACAGUAGCCUGGUAAAGUCCCGCUCCUUAUUCUACACUUCACUUCGUACAACAGGUCUGGAAGGUCAAAAGAAAUCAGCCACGAUAUCAGGAAGAGAACUGUAGAGCUUCUGGUUCAAUGCGGGAACAAUUUCCAGAUGUUAGGAGUCGCUGCUUUCGUGAAACAUGGUGAAUGGCCUGUGCUGCUUUUUAUUCAGCCCAGAGAAACCCAAAGCGCUUUAGGGGGAAUGCGUUAUGCCGGUUCUGUUAGGAGGAACUAAUCAGAACUCCAGAAAACUGUUGUGAGACAUUUGAGCAAGAAAACCCAAAAGAUUUAACUCAACUCAUACAGUUGAAAAACAAAAACCAGUCAUAGGGGGCAUCUUCCUGAAGGACUGGUGUGGACAUGUCCCCACCAACUGUGGCAGGAAGAGGACAGUCCAGACCAAUAUUUCCUGCAUCUUUUUUUUUUCUUUAUGCAACGUUGUAUUCAAAGCAUUAACAGCCAGGUAACGCUUUUUAAAAUUCCUUUGUAAAAUGUAAAUGGCAAGUACGCUCAGUGAUCUAGUGCAGUGGUCUCCAACCUUUUUAGUACAGCGGACCGGUGUGAGGAUCGAAAGGGGUGGGGGUGCGCGCGUUGUGAGCUGGCGCAAGACUCAACCCUCGGCAUCCGGUGUACGAUUUUCAAAAUAAAAGCUCCUCCAGACUCAAUACAUAGAACGGACAUAUUUAAUUAUUUCUUGCGCGGCCCGGUACCGGUGGUUGGGGACCACUGAUCUAGUGGAUUGAACGUCACGUGACUUACUGCGCGCGCCGUGGCAGUGAGCCACACGCGCUGCUGCUUUGCAUUGAGUCAGGAAUAUCGGUGGUCGGGGAAAUGACACAAUCAAGCAAAGAAUCUGAGAAGGGGACGCAAAGUUUUCAUAUUGUCAACACAAAGAUAGCAAGAAAACAAGGUCCAAAGGGAUCACAUUUCACCGGUCAGUAAAAAGCUUUAAUUAAAAUAUAUACAUAUGAAGAAAGUGGAGAGUAAGUUAGUCAUGCUAGCUUAACUUUAAUCACCUUAACAUGUGCUCUCGCUGCGCAGUUCGGAGUAUUUCCUGACACAUAAUCAGGAGUUUAGGUGUUUAAAUUAGCAAAUCAACCACCGCCAGUGUUCAGGCGAUCACUUCGCGAUGAUCGCAAAAUGGAAAUUCAGAAACAUAAAUCUGCAACGGACAGAAUGUUCUGUUUGUUUGUACGUCCGUUUUUGUGCGGUAAAUGUUUUUUUUUGUUUUUUUUUUUUGUUUGUUUUUUUCAUUGUUAAUUUCUGACGUAUUUGAACGUAUUCUUUGCUCUUCGCUCCCGGGGCUGUUGUAUAUUGGUUGCCGUGGCAACGAGUCUGCGCGUGACGUUAAGCUGACUGUGAGAAAAAAAAUAAUAUAACCACCUGUUUUUCUACAUUUUCCCCCCUGGACAAAUUGCAUCAUUUGUUCGUAGAACGUGGCGAUAUUCAGAUCAAUCGUUAAAUAGGAUGAAAUAUUUCAUAAAAGCUUAUAGGAGCCAAAGUUUGUUGGAUUUUAAAUCAUGGCUCCUAUUAAGUAAAAUUAAAUUAUGGGCCAUUAUAAAGAGAAAUUCGCUUUGUUCUCUCUUGUUUCUCGCACUGACAGAAACCAAACUCUAGAUUUAUUAGCAGAGAUAAUAUAUAUUUUUACAAAUCCAAACAUCAGCACCUCAGCUUUAAGCCACAUUUUAUAGAAUCCAGUAAUAACUCUAUUCACCAGCUGCUCCAACCCGACCCAAAAAAGGUUUUGCAUCUUUAUUAUUUGCUAUAUCAAAGACGCAUCAUAUCAUAAUUUAUUGAAUAAGACUGUCUGGCAUUCACAUGUAAGUUUUGGCUUUAUUCCUAGCAUUAGAAAAGAGAAGGUCUUCCAGUGACUGUGGCUCCUCUGUCCCCACCAACUUGCAAGACAAAAUUACACCCUUGAAAACAGUUACCCCUGAUAUUGACCAAAUGUAUGCAAACCUCUGACUUCUGAGUUCAAACAAAGUUAAAAAAAAAAUAUAUAUCUCCAAAAGAAAGUCUUGCUGCAUUUUUUGGCAUUUAGCAAAUAGAAAUAAUGUUGGUAAUUCUAACUAGCCUAAAACAAGAAAAGUUUGUUCUGAUUUAACUUUCGACAGGGAAAAUAAAUUGUUUGUGUCUUUUUAUUCUGUGUAAGUAAAUGUCAGGUUUCGGCUGUGUGCUUUAAAACGGAGAGAACAACCAUAUCGGCACUUCACCAUGGCUUCAAUAAUGUGGACUGUUUUUUUUGUUGUUGUUGUUUUUCUGUGUACAAUACAGUGCAGAUGCCUUUGUGUCAUACUUGAAACUUAAACACUGAACCACAAACAAAAAUGACUGAAGAUCUUCUGGUAAUGAAUCCUGGCCUGUGUGUGGUCUGUUACCUUAAAACAAAAACAAAAAAACACAAAAACAAAAACACUGCAAAAUCAAAUGUACAGUAUCUGUAUAUUGUGCUUAACAUAUGUAACUGUUUGUUAUUAUCUGUAUGAUUAUGACAACAGGAAAUUCAUUAACAGAAGACACUUGAAGGAGCGUUGGUACUAAAAUGUUGUUCUGCAGGAUGUUUCUGUCGUUUGUGGAGCUAGAAACCGUUUGUAUGACAUGAGCUGUUUUCUGUAGGUGUAAUAUCCGAGGUAACAUUGGACCAAAAUGACAUUGUCUUUGUUCUUUGUUCAUGAAAUUAAAAGUUCUCAGAAAAAAAUAAAACUGUAAACAUUG